AUGUUAAAAAUAAUUAUCAGUUGGAUUGGUUUAUUACUGAUCGUCUGUGUACCAUUAGUAGAAAAUCGUUUAACUAGUAAUUUAAGGAAUGGUGUCAAUGGUGGUGUAGAUUGUGCAACUUGUUCAGUACUUUUGGGAAUUGUUGAUCAUCUUACAAUUGUUUAUAAUGAAAGUGCUACUCAUGCACUUGAACAACUUUGCUCAUUUUUACCAUCUGAAUACAAAGUUUAUUGUUUAGCUGCUGUUGACUUUUUAGGUCCAUAUAUUAUUGAUGGUUUUAUUAAAGGAGAUAAUCCUGAUGUUAUUUGUCAUUCAUUAAAAUUUUGUAAAGAUGAACCUGAUCAAGGUAAAUGUCGUAUUUAUCCAUCAAAAUCUCCAAUUUUAUUUACUGAACGUGUUUUAAAUUUUCGUCAACGACAUCCAUCAAUUGAUUUACAUAUAAAUGAUCCAAAAAUUUGUGAAAUUCCUGGCAUAAAAGAAAUUUGUAAAAUUCUAGAAAAUAUCUUCAAUAAUCAUAAGCCAGCAAUUGAUUUUGAUCAGGAUAGAUUUGGUACAGAACCAACACUUCGUGGUAGUUCAUGGCGUGGAAAAGAUUGUAAUGAUUUUUCAUCAUCAAGUCGUCCUGGUGCUCAAGUUCUUAAUGGUGAUUCUGUUGUAGAUCAUAAUUGUAAUGGUAUAUAUGGUAUGAAUCCAACAAGUGGAAAACCAUGGGAAGAAGAACUUUGUAAUGAAACACAACGUAUGGGUAUAGCAGUAUUAGGUGAUUCAAUAUCUGCUCAUUUUCAUAUUCCGGAACAAUGGUUAGAUGCUAAACAAUUAUCUGCAACUGUAUUUGAACAUUUAACAUUUAUUCUUGAAAAUGAACUUGAUUGGCCUCAAUUAUCAGGUACUACAGGUCAUAUAAAUGUUAGUUGGCCAAAUAUUGAUGGUCCAACUCGUUCAGUGUAUGCUCGUUUGUUUGAACUUGAUCAUUGUAAUCAUCGUGAUUAUCAAAAUAUUGCUGUUAAUGGAGCUCGUAGUGGUUCUAUGCUUGAUAUUAUGAAAUCAUUAUCACGUAGUCCAAAAAAUGAUGUACCACUUUUAGUCAUGUAUUCAUUAGUUGGUAAUGAUGUUUGUAAUGGUCAUCCAGAUACAAUCGAUCAUAUGACUACUGUAGAAGAAAUGAAAAAAAAUGUUUUAACUACACUUGAAUAUCUUGAUACAGUCUUACCAAAAGGUAGUCAUGUAUUAACAACUGGUUUAGCUAAUGGUAGUCUUUUAUAUGACUUAUUACAUGAUCGUAUUCAUCCAUUUGGUCGUGUUGGUACACCAAUUUCUUAUACACAAAUCUAUGAUUAUUUAUCUUGUUUACAAAUUUCACCAUGUAAUGGAUGGAUGACAUCAAAUGCUACACUUCGUGCAUUAACUACACAACGAGCUAUGGAAUUAUCUGCAGCCGUACGAAAUGUAACAUAUACUUAUAAACCUAUGCAAUAUGAUAUUGAAUAUCUUGAUUUUCCAUUUAAUGAUGUUAUUCAAGAAUGGGUAGCACAAGGUGGUGAACCAUGGCAAUUAAUUGAAAGUGUUGAUGGUUUUCAUAUAAAUCAAUAUGGACAUGCAACUGUUUCUGAUGUUCUUUGGAAAUGGUUACAAACAAAUAAACCACAAUGGUUACCACCACUUAAUCUACAUAAUGCAGACAUUGAACGUGUUUUUAAAGAUCAAGGUGGAUAUUAA
Molecule: messenger RNA, 1716 nt
Organism: Rotaria sordida
Lineage: Eukaryota; Metazoa; Rotifera; Eurotatoria; Philodinida; Philodinidae
Source: the annotation of a GenBank genome assembly